CAUAAUAUGUCUCAAACAUAUAAUGAAAUAGUCACAUUAAGAACACAAAAUUAAUAUGUUUUCGACAAUUAUCAUCGAUCAACCCAGAAUUGGGUGAACCGGGAAUGGUUGAAACUAGAUAGAUCCGGAUCGAACCGACCUGAUUCAGACCACAUAAUAUAGCAAUAGUGGAUGUCGCAUGCUGGGAUGAGGGAGCUACAUACAAUUGGACCUCCAAGCUAGGGUACCCUCCCUCAGUGACACAAAGUGUGAAGCAUGGCAAAGGCGCCCGAUCGUUGGAGCAGGGAUAGGGGUCCGAAAUUAACUCGGCAAACAUUGAUGAGUACAUGAAAGAGGGAGGCGGCUAGUUUUUCCCUCAACCAUCCAUGUUCGAUAGUGGGCGAGACUGUGGAGGUGGACCAGGUCACUUUCGGCAAGGCAUGGGCAGGUAUGAAGGUUACAACCCCCUUGUAUGAUAUGGAUGAUGAUAUCGUGUUUAUGCCCAAGUGUCCUGUUAUUGAGUUCCAAAAUUUGAUGGUCAUGACGCCUUGUGUCUAUGGUUAUAUGCGAUGGAGAGGUGGUUUAGAAACAAUCUAGCCAAGGAAGAGAUUAAGGUGCAACUGGCUUCUUUCUAUAUGAAGGGGAAGGCCCUACAAUGGUGGGAGUGGAUGGAGUGCUCUUAUGCCACCGUGGAGAUAGUGACCACCUAGCCGAUGUUUUCAGGAAGACCUCAAGUACUAGUUCGGUAAGGCAUAAGGAAGGGCGCCAUAGCAUUUGGCGAAGUUGAAGCAGACGGGAAAUUUGGCAGAGUAUCGAUAUGAGUUCCUAAAUUUAGGAAACCAGUGCUGGUGAAUGGCAGAGGAAAUUCUAGUAGGGUUGUGCAUGGGAGGCCUACCACAUGAAUUGGCAGCCUCCGUCAAGGUUUUCAAGCCUGACUCUCUGCAAGUCGCAAGGAGGAGGAGCUAGCUAGGUGAAAGGGGAGUUUGGGGUGAUUCCAUAAGGGAGAAAGAAGGUCUAGAGGAGGACCAAACUCGGCGACAGCCUUAGGGAGUCCACCCGCAACCACCUCAGCUCUGGGAAAUACAAACCUAGUGACCAUGAAAGUCCCACCAGGAGGGCACAUUCCAGCUCGACUACCGCCGAAGGGAUUUGUGAAGUUGACAUCGGCCGAGAUGGAGCAGAAGCGUAGUGAUGGACUCUGCUUCAACUAUGAUGAGAGGUACACCGUGGGGCAUCAUUGUGCCCUGGGCCAUCUAAUGCUGCUGGUUGGCAAGUGGGAGGACGCUAACAAGCCAGAGGAGAAAGAGAGCCAACCUUGAGGGCAUGGUUGGUCUCAAGGAGGGUGGAUUGUUAGAAACAUAAAUUAUAGUCUUUUUCGCUAUUUUGGACUCAUUUUUCAUUUAUCUCCAUUUUAUGGAUUCUGGAUGCUAUUUGAGGGUAUUGGGAAGACGUUUUUUAGGCAUGAGGUAUUAUUAUGGGUAGUUGUAGGGAAUUUAUCGGCUUAUAUAUUUUGCAUUGGUGAGGUUUUCUCAUUAAGCAAUAACAUAACAUGGCUAAAUUACACGUUUGGUCACUCAAAUUAUAUAAAUAUUUCACGUUUGC
This is a messenger RNA of Linum trigynum, 1581 nucleotides long. The record is from the annotation of a GenBank genome assembly. NCBI's taxonomy places the organism in Eukaryota, Viridiplantae, Streptophyta, Magnoliopsida, Malpighiales, Linaceae.